Orbilia oligospora ATCC 24927 is the source of this 3897-nucleotide messenger RNA. RefSeq lists its product as uncharacterized. The coding region runs from base 1 to 3897 and encodes 1298 amino acids. The transcript has a single exon. NCBI's taxonomy places the organism in Eukaryota, Fungi, Ascomycota, Orbiliomycetes, Orbiliales, Orbiliaceae. The record is from RefSeq and is a predicted model, not a curated record.
AUGGGGUCAUUCUAUUUUUUAUUUUUUGUCUCCCUCCUACUGGGGCACUGGGGGGCGACACCAUCAUGGGGUGUCAGUUCUGAGGCCCUCUCUAGCAAAGGUCAACAAGGAUCGCAGUUGAAGACAUGUGGCACGUCCGGAGGAUCAUGCCCUGGAAAUGAAAAUUUAACACGCAACUCCACUAGCUACAGCUCAGUAUCUCGUCAUAUUCCCCCUCGAAAGUCUAAAGUCUCCUCGAAUGAGAAUACACAUAAGCUCUCAAAAAGAGCUAGCUGGGAUUCUGAUGACCAGAUGGAUGUUGAUGACGAUGAUAGUGACGAUGAGAUGUAUGACUACGAACCCGAAAAAUUUCUUGACGAGAGUGACUCUUGGUAUUGGGAAGCGGUUCAGGACGGAGAAAUAAAUUCUAAACUGGAACAAGAUAUCCGGGACCCAGCGACUCGACCUAAGCAAGACUUCGCGAUUAGAACGAAAGAAAUGGCUUUUAAAGUGAACAACGAGAACUCGCAACCGUUCGAAGAAGUCGGAUUAAAACCAUUUUGGAAAAAGAUCGGUCGUUUCGGCUUUCUAACCCCUGAGACCUAUAUGGCCAUUCAUGGGGAAUAUACCCCUACCGGGAAAAUCUUCGUUACAACUAUGAUCUCAAUCGCGGAUGGCCAUAUGGUCAUUACAAAGGAUCGGAGGGAGUUAAGCGGGCCAACUAUGCUAAGCUUCUCAGAGCUUUUAGCGGGAGUUUGGGCUCGGGCUCAAGAAGAAACCGAGGAUCUCUAUGGGCCUACGGCUAGACUAGAAUUUGUAUCAAUAGAAAGGAUCGAUAAUCCAACAACUAUCAGGCAAAUGGUAAGAGCGAGGGAGGAUUUGUUCCGAUCAGGUGGAAAAGGCAGCAUCACCCAGGAGUUCAAAGUCGAAAAGAGCUCAAUCCCCUUUGCGGACGAGGAUAGCAGGAAUGCUUGGUUGGCUCUUCGCGGUACCCUUGAUGUCAAUACGGUCGUUAGAAUGAUCUAUACCUACCCAAAUCGUUUCCAUGCGGCUGUGCUUUCAUCAAUUCAUGUCCAAUUCGACAAGCUUAAUGACCCCACUUCCGCCAAAGUGUUUCUUGAGUUUGAAUGGCCUACUGAUACUACGAUAUCUCAUACUUUCGAUUGGAGUGGACCAGCGAAAGGAAUACUGGAAGAAGAAGAGGAGGAGGAGCGAGAGCAAGGGGAAGAUCAAGAGAAUCAAGAAAACAAUACGGAAGAAGACCCACCAAAGCUGGAGCCCUUACCCCCCGAUGAGAACGUAUUAAUUAUAGAAUCUGCGGAGUCUUCGGUAGCAAACGGCCCAAUUUUACACCCACUUUUACCUGAUAUCGACCGGACAACAUACAAAUCGCCUCACAGACCAACUUUUAAAGUCAUUCACAGUAAAUAUAUCGCCACCGAUCACGAAACGAAUAUCUAUAUCGUUGCAUGCUCCCAGCAAGAGGGCGAGUUAGCUUUUCUCGGUUUCGCAAAUAAAGAUUACGACACAUCGGCCAACAUGGCGCAGACGAAUAAAGUCCUUGCAGAUGUUCUUUACGCAGUAUGGACCCAUGAAACUAGGCCAGAUGCACAAAUAAACGGCAUGGCGUUUAGCAAUUUAUCUCCCCAGAGCCAAGACUCUCUGAAUAGGGUCUUUCAGCAAGCCAAAAUAAAAACUAUUGAUGAUGUUCAAACCGUCCGUUCAUCUCAUCGCGAAUUCUCCAAAAUAGUAGCAACUUUUCUCCAAACAAGAGAAGGGAGAGCUCUGAGAAUAUUCUUACAAAAAUAUGGGGAUGGUCUUGGGAAUCUUCAGCUUGACACAAUACAGUACGGUAAAUAUACCACACAAGAAGGUUUUUUCAUCUACACGACAUUUAUAUCAUCUUCUAUGAGCCGGUCUGCUCGAAUUUCAAGCACAAGGCGGACCCCUUAUUUAUAUAUAAGGAGAAUGCUCCACUCCGGGUGUGAUUCUUAUGUUGAGAGUCUAUAUCACACCGCUGAACACAUGCAGUAUAUAUCAGAAGUCCUCCAAGGUGUGAGAGAGGUUGAGCCAGUGGUCUAUCCCAGCACCAAAAGCUUGCUGGAGCAGUUUUCAUUCGAGGCAAAUAAAUAUAGAAGGUCGGGCAGAAAGGAGCCACUGAAGCUUAUCAGCCCAGCCAAAGACCACUUGCUCGCGUUCCACGAAAUCGAUCCGGAUAUAUUUCCAAAAUCCUUUUGGUAUGAGAAAGGAGUCACCGUGCGCAUGGCCGACCACGAAGUAAAUCGGGACCCGUCUAUUUUUAACAAAAUAGCCUAUCUUGGUAUCAACAUUGGUCCAAAGGGACAAAUAGAUAAAAACAACGGCUACGAACUAGCAGCUUAUUGGCAUCAUAUGCACCUCGUUGUUCUUAAGAUUCCUAGCGAAGGAAUUCAGCAAAACAGCCCUCCACUUGAGGAUAUUUUAUUCGCCGCAUGGGUGGGAGUAUACGGGAAGCAUGAUGCCAAUCGAUUACCUCCCCCCCGAGCACGAUACUCGUAUCGAAGGAUUAAGAAUGGAGCUCCAGUUAGUAUUGUCUCAUUCCUCGAUUUAACCAAGGAAACUCGGGUCCUUGUACAGUUUAUUUUUCGGGCAACAAAAACCCCCAAGAGCUCUCCGAUCUGCCUCCUAGAUACUACCUCUCGAAUCUUUUCUACGGCAGAUAACCGCAUGAGGAGUGGGAAGACGCUGCUGAGAAAAAUUGAAGACAAGAAGAAGGCUAAUAUCUCAAGAUUAUAUUGGUUAUCCCUACUCGCGACCCCAGAAGUCAAAGCAGUUCUCAGAAUGUUCAGCAAGUAUAAAUACCAAUUGAGUGACGCUAAUGUUGUUGAUCGGAUCUGCUUGAGGUGGAGGGUGGAGUCUGACGAUGAUUAUCCGGAGAUUAUUGUUACUACCACGAACUUCAAGUUAAGUUCCGGAGGCAAAAAGACGAGGACCUUCCGCGAGUUAAGUUACUCAGAGGACCCAGUGGCAAGGAAAGUAAGGUUUAGGGGUGUGAAGUAUCUGCUACUAACGAGCCACCUGGCUUAUAUCGGCCUUGAGCCGCAGGAUGAACCAGCAAUCACAGACGCCGAGUACUCGAUUCAGUUUGGUUCUCAUCAUGUUACCGAGGUCCCUCAUCUCGUUGUGAGAAGUCUGCUCCAACUCAAAAUCGAGUUUCCUCAAAGCCGGAGGAUUGCUUUGCAGCCUGCAAGCGAAGCAGCCUAUCUCGAAGUCACGGCUUCUAGUCGAACCGAAAGCGUCACUUCUAAACUUAUUUUAUCAGCAAAAAACCACCACAUUAUAGUCCCAAAAGCCCUCCCUGAAGCAGAGUUGAACGGGUCGGCCUCCUUUAAGCGAAUGGGGCAGAUCUUCGCAAAGGUUUGGUGGAUUUCCCGUCCACAUCUGUCUCAGAAAUAUUCAUCAAUUGCCGCAAGAGCCUGGGCUCGAAACAGAGUGACAUUGCGCUUAAUAACCUUUCUAAAAUUAACUCCGGAAUCGGAGGAUCAGGUUUUCGAUACCAUUUGGGCCUCAGGACGACGUACGGAAACUCCGCCCGGGCAUAUAUCCGGUUUUAUAAAAGAUAAAAUCAGAGUGAAUUACAACGGCGACCUAGUGAGCUUGCAUGAGAGGGCACGGCCUGAAGCAUUCUAUCGACUGCAUGGUUUGAAAGAAGUCACCGCUAUUUCAAAUAUGCUAGAAAAUCACCCAGCGAUGGUCAUUAAUUCCCGUAUAGUCGCUUUUAGCGUCAAUGGAACACGCGGUAAUCUCCAAUUCACUGUUUAUCUAGGGUCCCAUAAUAUACUCGAGGCCUACCCGGUGGAUUUUGAAUCUGGUGGAAAUGAUGGAACUGAUGAGUCUGAUGGAAUUGAUGGAACUGAUGGAGCUGAUGAGUCUGGUUAA